CCUCACUUGCUAUAAUAAGAGAGUGAUCUAACAGGGCAGAAAAGAAGGUCCACGGUGGGUCUGAUGUGGGCUCACAUAAGUGUUUCUACCUCAGGACGGGGCACAUCAGCGAGACUGACAGCAGGGCAAAGACAGGAUUUCAAAUUGUUAAUCUAGAUCAUCAUCAUGCCUGUUCCACAUACUGAAGUAUCCAGGGAAAAAGAGCAACAGCAGCCCGCCUCGGACACAGAAAGAGCAUGUCUGAACCUGGGAAAGAAGAUCAGUGUUCCUCGGGAUCUGAUGAUGGAGGAGCUUAAACUGAGGUCCAACCGAGGAUCUAUAAUGUUUCACGAGAGACUCAAACGAGUGGAGAGGUUCACCUUGGAGAACAUUGCACAUGGACACCUCAAUCCCUUAGAGGAAAACCUUCUAGGCCAAAGUGCCACAGAAGGGGAGCAAGGAAGUGAGCAAUUCACCUCUGAAAUCUACAUCACCCAGCCUGGAAAGAACAGCCUGGUCACCACACUCAAGCAAACAGUGGCUAAAAAAGGAAACCCAAGCAUGCUUGCACCUGGUUAUGGGGGGCCUCUGAAAGAGGUUCCUCCAGAAAAGUUCAACGUCACAGUGAUUCCCAAGUCUUACCAAUCGCCAUGGGAGAAAAAGCCCAUUGACCGUGAAACACUUCUGGCUGCUCUCAAUGCUCAACUGCCUGAGCCACCUUACAAACUCACCCCAGCCGACUACAAAUGUUUCAACAGAGCUCCCAUACCGUUUGGUGGGACAGCAGGCACCGCGAGGACUCUGCCUCUUCCUGGCUUUGAGAUGCUGCAAGCUCACACAGAGCCAUGUCUGACCUGGGACAGGAUGUGCCAUCGGCCCAAUUUCAACCGUACACCACAGUGCUGGGGGACCCAGUACACCGUAGAGUCUCCAGAUCUGUAAAGCCGAAUUACUAAACCUUUUCACUGAACUAAAGAUAAUGAGCUUUGAAGUGAAGACUGUUAGCUGAGCCAUUUUGAGCAAACAAAUACCAAAUUAAGGUUUACAUAUAUUGUCGUGCUAUAACAAGGUUUACAUAAACAUUUACACAACAUUUGAAAAUGUGAAGCUUCUUUAAUGUAACCACAAGCAGGACAGCUGUACUUAAAAAAAAAAAGAAAAGAAAAUGUGUAAAAUAAUUGAGGACGAUACACUUUGUACUGUAUAUUAUCAGGGGAAGAGAGCGACACAAGUGUGAACUGUGGUUGAAUAUUCUAGAGGUGUAGGACAAUAAAAGUUUCAAAAACCCAAAUAAA
This is a messenger RNA of Danio aesculapii, 1274 nucleotides long. Its product is annotated as myozenin-2. The coding region runs from base 166 to 921 and encodes 251 amino acids. NCBI's taxonomy places the organism in Eukaryota, Metazoa, Chordata, Actinopteri, Cypriniformes, Danionidae. Gene Ontology annotation, molecular function: actin binding; FATZ binding; telethonin binding. The record is from RefSeq and is a predicted model, not a curated record. The transcript is spliced from 6 exons. Gene Ontology annotation, cellular component: actin cytoskeleton; Z disc.